AUGAAGCGCGCAUGGCGCAAUUAUCCAAAAGCCACAUUGUCCCAGGCUUAUAUAGGACGAUGGAGCCGCCCGAGCUAUUCUCACUAUCACAUCCUAUCUAAUCGGAACCCCGGCACUGUCUCUGGGAAGAAAACUUGCAUCACCGACUGUCGAUCAAAAGAGAAGACAUUCUUGUAUAGAUACCAACGGCCGCGGAACUUUGUCACUACAGCUAUUCCCUCUCUGCUUGUGCCGCCCCUUAUUUUCGUCGGCCUCUUGCUCGCUCUAUGGACAUGGAAAUGCUUCUGGAUCGUUGUUUUGCAAGACAAACUUCUAUACCUUUCAUGGUUGCCGCCGCUUGCACGGUCCGAGAAGAUCGCAGACUACGAGGCCGAAUGCAGGCCGGUCCAGUGGACGGAGAAGCAGAUCCGGAGUCUGGACGGGACUAAGUUAGCGGUAUGUGAAGGUCGCAUCCCAGCCCACAGCCGCAGUAGUCGUGUUGCAUCCGCGACACUUGGAGAAGGCUAUCCGCAAAGUACGGCGACAAAUAAAGGAAAAUCAGUCGUCAUAUGUUAUUUCCAGGGGAAUGGUGGUUCAACCCCCCUUCGUUUGCCGCUUCUCUCUCAGGUUCUACGAACAAUCAAAGAAAAGUCGAAGUCUAUGCCGUUAUCUACAUCUUCAUCAGUAGGCACUGAGUUCACCAUAGUGGCCUUAUCAUAUCGCGGCUACUGGACUUCCUCGGGUCGCGCAACGCAGUCCGGCAUUGAGCUUGAUGCGCAGGCGUUCCUCGACUGGGUAUUGGAAACGUAUACCGCACCAGACACCGAUCUGGAGGUCGUCCUCUGGGGACAUAGUCUCGGCGCGGCCAUUGCGAGUAGUGCUACUGCCACAUAUCUCUCCCGUCACGGUAGCGACCAGUCACCUGUGAAUGAGAUGAAUGAGAUGGGACUCCCUCCUCCAGUAAACAUCGCUGGACUGAUUCUGGAAGCACCGUCCUCCAGUAUCAAGGACAUGCUUAUAAGUCUAUACCCACAGAAAUGGCUUCCGUAUAGAUAUUUGUGGCCCUUUUCGUGGAACCACUGGAGUUGUACCACCGCGAUGGAGAGGAUUGCUCGCUGGCGGGACCAGAAUAAGGAGCAAAGCAAUGCGAUCAUUCAUGGGGGUAGGUCAGGAGUGACGAUGCUGCCCGGGUCUAAGCGCCUUUGUACAAGCUCAGGGUCCUCUCGUUCGCCUCCUCCAAUUCUUCUGCUUUCCGCAGGGAGUGACGAGGUGAUCCCGCCCCAUGUAGCGGAUCAAUUGGAAUUAGAUGGGGAAAGACUUGGACUAGAGCUUGAGAGAAAAGACGUACGGGGGGCAUUGCACACGGAGGCACCUGUCAAGGUGGGUGGUAGGGAGGCGUUGGUUAACUUUAUCAUUCAGAAUACCUCCCAAAGGCAGAGGUAG
Molecule: messenger RNA, 1422 nt
Organism: Aspergillus pseudonomiae
Lineage: Eukaryota; Fungi; Ascomycota; Eurotiomycetes; Eurotiales; Aspergillaceae
Product: alpha/beta hydrolase
Exons: 1
Coding region: 1-1422 (473 amino acids)
Cellular component (GO): membrane
Molecular function (GO): palmitoyl-(protein) hydrolase activity
Source: RefSeq, a predicted model, not a curated record